AUGACCACCGUGGCCGCCUCAUCUAGUAACCGCCCCGUCAACAUCCACUCCACCGUAUCCUCACCCACUACCUCCGAGGCCACUAGUACGAGUGCAAGCAACUUCUCUCCGCCAACUCCUGCACUUGAUAAUAAUCCUCAUCCGCUCCCCCCCCAUAGCAUGGCAAUCUCUACUUCGAAGCCAUCGGUGGGGGAGUCUAUCCUGCGCCAGUAUGCCCAACAUUUAGAUCCUCUCCACGCCGACGAUGAGACCAAUCCCGUACACAACCUGCCCGAUCCCACCUCUCAGACGGUCGACGAGGUGGUUUUGAACCAGGUCCUCAACCUUGCGAACGACCCUCCAAACGAUUCGGUCAAGACCACAUAUAUUGCCCACCAUCCUUCAUGUCCCGUGCCUAAACCUCUUCUCUUGCCAAAGAGUUUCCUCACCCACCGUAAGAGCGCCAAAUCCAACGACAUUCCCAGACAAACAAUCAUGAAGGCGCUCGCCUCGCGACCACUCAGCACCGGACCUACCACGGCCCCGCUAGUUGCGAGUCCCUUCAAGGCUGUGGCGGUUGAUGUAGAGUCCGAGCAAGUCAGCUCAUCUCCAUCACCUUGCCUAACGGCUACGUUCGCGAGCUUACAACCAAGCAAUAUGUCCGGUUACUCCCCCACGUCGACCAGUUUCCUCCGCUCGCCGUGCUUCUUCCACCAGCGUUUCGAGGGCAUCGUAGACAUUCAAAAGGUUUUGGAUGAGAUUGCAGAGGACGAUUAUUCGCAUUCGAGGUUGAUGCAAACCGCAACCGGUGUGCGAGAGGUGUCCAAACAACUGCAACGCAAACCGCUGAAGCGGGCAGUUCGCAAUAUCAUGAUUGUGACAAAGGCUCGCGACAACAGAUUGGUCUAUUUAACGCGCGAUCUCGCUGAGUGGCUGCUCUCGACACCUCGGUACGGGAACGAGCUGGGCGUAAACGUGUAUGUUGACGCCAAGCUCCGACAUUCCAAACGGUUUGAUGCUGCCGGUCUCUUGCAGAAGGAGCCGCGAUUCCAAACGAUGUUGAAGUAUUGGACUCCCGACUUGUGCUGGUCAUCGCCGGAGAAGUUCGAUCUGGUGCUUACGUUGGGCGGUGACGGCACUGUUUUGUUCACGUCUUGGCUAUUUCAAAGGGUCGUCCCACCUGUUCUCUCCUUCUCUCUGGGCAGCUUGGGUUUCUUGACCAAUUUUGAAUUCGACAAGUACAAAGAACAUCUAGAUCGUGUCAUGGGAGACGCUGGAAUGCGUGUUAACCUUCGUAUGCGUUUUACCUGUACGGUGUGGAGAGCCGAUCGGUCUCCUGGCGCUGCAAAGGGUGCAGUUGACGAGGGCGAGCAAUUCGAGGUAUUGAAUGAGCUGGUUAUCGACCGUGGCCCUUCGGCAUAUGUCUCGAACCUGGAGCUCUAUGGUGACGAUGAGCUUUUGACUAUUGUCCAAGCGGAUGGGUGUAUCUUUUCCACCCCGACAGGGUCCACGGCUUAUUCCUUGUCGGCUGGAGGUUCCUUGAUCCACCCGUCCAUCCCGGCCAUCUUGUUGACACCCAUAUGUCCUCACACUCUUUCAUUCCGUCCGAUGGUUCUUUCCGACACUCUUGCCCUGCGGAUCGCAGUGCCGAACAAAUCUCGAUCUUCUGCGUAUUGCUCUUUUGAUGGAAAGGGCCGCAUCGAACUGAAACAAGGUGAUUAUGUAACCUUGGAAGCCUCCCAAUAUCCUUUCCCCACUGUCAUGACUGGCACCAAUGAGUGGGUCGAAAGCGUACAAAGGGCUUUGAGAUGGAAUGUCCGAGGCGCUGUCCAAAAGGGCUGGGAUGAUGGAGGUGAAGAAGAUGGUGACCCGGCUGAGGAGAAAUGGGAUAUCGACAUUGACUCUGCUCCUCUUGGUGGUACUGAUAGCGGUAUUGGUCCAAGCGAAGAUGGCGAUCAUGCCGCAAGUCCCAUGAGGCGACAAAUGAGUCUGUUGAACAUGUGA
Rhinocladiella mackenziei CBS 650.93 is the source of this 1983-nucleotide messenger RNA. RefSeq lists its product as uncharacterized. Gene Ontology annotation, molecular function: NAD+ kinase activity. Gene Ontology annotation, biological process: NAD+ metabolic process; NADP+ biosynthetic process. NCBI's taxonomy places the organism in Eukaryota, Fungi, Ascomycota, Eurotiomycetes, Chaetothyriales, Herpotrichiellaceae. The coding region runs from base 1 to 1983 and encodes 660 amino acids. The record is from RefSeq and is a predicted model, not a curated record. The transcript has a single exon.